Molecule: messenger RNA, 1292 nt
Organism: Clunio marinus
Lineage: Eukaryota; Metazoa; Arthropoda; Insecta; Diptera; Chironomidae
Source: the annotation of a GenBank genome assembly
CGAGGUAACAUCGAUAAAUUCAUCGCACUAUCGCCAUGAAUUUGAUUAAUAUGGACUCAGAAAAUCGAGUGGUGCUCAAUGUCGGUGGCAUUCGUCAUGAAACAUAUAAAGCGACACUUAAGAAGAUUCCUGCCACUCGACUGUCGCGUCUCACCGAAGCACUCGCUAAUUACGAUCCUAUUUUGAACGAGUACUUCUUCGAUCGUCAUCCUGGCGUUUUUGCACAAGUGCUCAAUUAUUACAGGACUGGUAAGCUUCAUUACCCAACAGAUGUCUGUGGACCGUUAUUCGAGGAGGAAUUAGCAUUUUGGGGCCUCGACUCAAAUCAAGUAGAGCCUUGCUGUUGGAUGACUUACACACAGGAUAUGCGAGUUCCGGUAAUUGCAAAUGUCACAGUUAAGACAUCAAACAGAACAACAGGCUGGUAUAUCGAUAAAAAUGAAACAAAUGCACAUUUGUUCUUUUUCUACAUUGAAUGUGUCUGCAAUGCAUGGUUUACAUUUGAAAUACUGAUUCGAUUUAUAUCAUCACCUAGCAAGCUGAGGUUCAUUAUAUCGUCUGUGAAUAUAAUUGAUUACAUUGCAACAUUAAGUUUCUUUUGCGACUUGAUGUUACAAAAGGUGAUACCAAACAUGGAGAACGCUGACAUUCUCGAGUUCUUCUCAAUCAUACGUAUCAUGCGAUUGUUUAAGCUUACUCGUCAUUCGUCGGGGUUAAAAAUUCUUAUACAAACGUUUCGAGCAUCGGCAAAAGAAUUGACAUUGCUUGUGUUCUUCUUAGUGUUAGGUAUCGUCAUAUUCGCGAGUCUCGUCUAUUAUGCGGAGAGAAUUCAGAUAAAUCCAAACAAUGAUUUCCAAAGUAUACCACUAGGGCUGUGGUGGGCGUUGGUGACGAUGACAACAGUCGGAUACGGUGAUAUGACGCCUAAGACAUACAUCGGAAUGUUUGUCGGUGCAUUGUGUGCAUUAGCAGGUGUAUUGACGAUUGCAUUACCCGUGCCCGUCAUUGUUAGCAACUUCACAAUGUAUUAUUCGCAUACACAAGCUCGAGCGAAACUCCCGAAGAAGAGACGGAGAGUGCUACCUGUAGAACCAGCGAGGCCUGCACGUGUGCCUGGUCAAAUCGGAGGUGUCCCAGGAGUGGGAGGUAACACUGGUUCGGGGAAGCUUCUUGGUUCAAAUGCUCCAAGCACCAACAGCAUGGAAGCAAACAUCAGACGAAUGAACGCCGCAAAUGCCAAAAACAACAUGAGCGGGGGACCCAAAACGAUGGGUACGUUUUAUAUCGAAUAA